AUGGCGAGCUCUCCGGAAAUGGCUGCGACUGAAAAGAUCAGGCCGCUGUCGCCGUCGAUAACUCCGUUGUCCUCGACGGCUAUGGGCUCGACCGACGUUGAGAAAUCCGAGACGGCCCUGAAGAAAUCCAUUUCCAACCGCCAAUUCAUCUUCAUGGCCAUGGGCGGCUCCAUUGGCGCCGGCCUGCUGAUUGCCAGUUCGACCGCACUGCAAGUCGGCGGCCCCGGCGCGCUGCUCAUGGGUUUCCUGAUCGUCGGUAUCGCCGUCACCCUGACCAUGGGCUCCCUCGGCGAGCUCGCCGCCACAUUCCCCGUGGCCGGCUCCUUCUACGACUACUCGGUGCAGUUCAUCUCGCCCUCGUGGGGUUUCUCGAUGGGCUGGAACUACAUCCUGAACUUUCUCCUCAUCGUUCCCUUCGAGGUCACUGUCAUGACCCUGGUGACAAAGUACUGGAACACGGACCUUAACUCGGCCAUUCUCAUCCCCAUCUUUCUCAUCGCCCUCUUCGCUAUUGCCGCGUGUGGCGCAAAAUGGUAUGCCGAGGCGGAGCACUUCUUCGGUAUCCUGAAGGUGGCCGUGCUCGUAGGCUUCUCCAUCACCGCCGUUAUCAUCGCAGCCGGUGGCGUCAGUACAGAUGAUCGACACGGCACGGGGUUCAGCUACUGGCAAGACGGCAAAGCUUUCCAGGGCGGCGCCACCGGUUUCCUCUGGGUCUUUGUCGCAGCCGGUCUCGCAUAUGGAGGCACCGAGAUGCUGGGCUUGACCGUCGCCGAGUGCAAGCACCCACAGAAGGUCAUGCCGCUCGCCUUUAAGAUCGUCAGCCUCCGUAUCCUGUUCUGCUACCUGCUCCCCUUGUUCACAGUCGGCCUCGUCAUCGGCGCCGACACGUUCAAGAAGAUCCCGCUCGGCCGCGUGUCCCCCUUCGUCUUGGCCACCCGUGCUGCCAACAUCCCCGUACUACCCGACAUCAUCAACGCCAUCAUCCUCAUCGCCGUUUUCAGCAUGGCUAGUGCUAGUAUCUUCGCCUCUUCUCGCGCCCUACGGGCCAUUUGUGAUAACGGCAUGGGUCCCCGGCUGCUCGCUAAGACGACCAAGUCUGGUCUUCCGCUCAACUCGCUCCUCGUCGUGCUAGCCGUAUCGAUGAUUGCCUUCAUCAACGCCGCGCCCAAGGGCGAGACCAUCUUCGACUGGCUCUUGGCCUUGGCAUCCGCGAGCAACUUCUUCACCUGGCUGAGCAUCAACGUCGCGCAGAUCCGGCUGCGGCUGGCCAUCAAGAAGCAGGGCAAGGAUAUCAACGAGGUACUGGUCUGGAAGAGCCCUGCCGGCAUUUGGGGAAGCAUGCUUGCCAUCGCUAUCGCCCUUGCCGGCCUGCUCUCCCUCCUGAUCACCGCUCUUAUUCCUCCCAAGGGCUUGAGCUCCAGCGAUACGGUGGGCAUCAUCUUUGUCAGACACGUCCUUGGCUUCAUCGUCGUGGGUGCCAUGUGGUUGGUCCACAUGGCGGUCACAUGGAAUCAGACACCGCAUCCAUUGCUGAUUCCCCUGAAAGAUAUCAAGUUGUCAAAGGAGGAGACUGUGGCCGCAGCACAGGAGUAA
This is a messenger RNA of Neoarthrinium moseri, 1593 nucleotides long. RefSeq lists its product as uncharacterized. Gene Ontology annotation, molecular function: amino acid transmembrane transporter activity. Gene Ontology annotation, biological process: amino acid transmembrane transport. The record is from RefSeq and is a predicted model, not a curated record. Bases 1 to 1593 code for a protein of 530 amino acids. The transcript has a single exon. NCBI's taxonomy places the organism in Eukaryota, Fungi, Ascomycota, Sordariomycetes, Amphisphaeriales, Apiosporaceae. Gene Ontology annotation, cellular component: membrane.